AUGAAAGCAGACGUGUUAGGUUGGCUGAGCAGUUGGCUGAGCGCCAACUAUGAAAAGGGCGAGUGCCAGCCGUUGCUAGGAGUACAGCCUUCGGACUUGUCGAAGUGCCCACUUGAGGAGCGCAGAAAUACCCCGGAGUUUUUUGCUGCCUACAAGCGGAGUAGGUUUCUGAGGCAGGUGGUCACAGACAAUCUCGCAACUCUUGUCUCUCGACAGUGUCUCGCGUCCGGGGCAGAAGCAGAAGCACUUCAAAAGUCAAUCGACCAGCACUGGAAGACCAUCAGAGAGAUCAACGUCCACGAAUGCGCGCUGUGCCAGGCAAACACGUGUGAGAUGUUUCUCGACUCCUGA
Klebsormidium nitens is the source of this 351-nucleotide messenger RNA. Lineage: Eukaryota; Viridiplantae; Streptophyta; Klebsormidiophyceae; Klebsormidiales; Klebsormidiaceae. The record is from the annotation of a GenBank genome assembly.